Molecule: messenger RNA, 637 nt
Organism: Benincasa hispida (wax gourd)
Lineage: Eukaryota; Viridiplantae; Streptophyta; Magnoliopsida; Cucurbitales; Cucurbitaceae
Product: late embryogenesis abundant protein D-7-like
Source: RefSeq, a predicted model, not a curated record
ACUCACAAAGCAAGCAAAAACAAAAGAAAAAUUACGAAAAAUACAGAAGCAAAAUCUAAAGUCCAAUUUUGAAAAAUGGCAUCUCACAAUCAGAGCUAUAGAGCUGGUGAAACCAAGGGACGAGCUGAGGAGAAGACGAACGAGACGAUGGGUACGAUGGGGGACAAGGCCAGAGAAGCAAAGGAGAAGACAUACGAAACUGGGCGGGCCGCAAGGGAGAAGGCCCAUGGAGCAGCGGACUCGACAAAAGAAUGGGCCUCAGAUACGGCCCAAGGGGCCCGUGAGAAGGCCCAAUCUGGAAAAGAGACAACCGGAGGGAUUCUAGAGCAGACUGGUGAGAAAGUGAAGAGUAUGGCCCAAGGAGCAGCGGAUGCUGUGAAAAGCACUUUUGGGAUGGCCCAGCACGAUGAUGAAGUGGACAAAGACAGUGACCCCACCACAAUACCGUAGGGCUUAAGUCGUAAUUUCGGAUCUAUGUGGGAAUGUAGUUGUCUGUGUCUGUGUGUCUGUUUGUUUGGCUGAUUUGGUUGUUGUUGUGUUUUUGUGUUGUUGUAAUCUGAAGAAAAUGCUUCCUCCCUUUUUGUUGGAGAAGGUGUUUGUUUUGUUUGAAUAAGAAAAUCCUUUUCUUUACACUUAA